AUGAUAGAUAGUUUAAUAAAGUUUAUAUUAAAGAACAAACAACUAAGAGUAAUAAUAUUCCAACAUGUAACUAGUAUUCAUCGACAAUUAGGUAUAAGGACUGUUAAAUCAAAAGAUAUAAUAACAUUGUAUGAUUAUAUAAAGUAUGGUCAAACUGAUCUUUUCAUCAAACAUUUUGAUCGUUUACAUCAAUUGAUUCUAUUGGUUGAUAAACAAUCAAGAUAUAAAAAGAAUAAUCAUGUUGCAAUGAAAUAUUUAAUUGAUAGACUUGGUAUAACCAAAAAAGACUUUCAAUCAUACAAAAUACACUUUUCUUCAACUACAACAAAAGGCUUUCAAUUCACAACUGAAAUGUUCUACGUAUUACGAGAUGCAAACUUUUCAACACUUGUGCCAUCUCUUCAGCAUGGGAUGAUCAAUGUAUUGAUUAGACUUGGUGACAGUGAUCAAUUGGAAUCAUAUCUAUCUACAUUGGAUAACCCGAAUCCAUCGAGUACUGAUCGCCGUCCAUUCAAAAGUUCAUUUUCAUAUUUACUUGCCAACAACAACAACAACAAGGAUAUUAUCUACACUACUAUUAGGAUAAUAGAAAUAUUUAAAAGAUAUUCAAUCAAUGUUAUUGGGGAUGUAUUGGUUGGAGCGGUGGAGAAUAAUCAUUUGGAGAUGGUAAAGUGGGUUGUGGAAAAUGUACCAAAUGAAGAGUUGGCAGACUCUUGUAAAACUAUUGUUUGCACUGUUUUUGAAGUACAUGGCAAAAAAGAGGUGUUGGAGAUGUUGCCAAUAUCACAUUAUGCCAAUGGUUGGCAUAUUGGCUCAAAUGCUAUUAAACAAGGAAAUUUUGAUUUCAUCGAAUAUUAUUUAAAGAAAUCUCUCCAAGAUGGUCAUGUCAUUAAAAUAUUAACAGAGUGUCUUGCACACGAUCGAAUGGAUUGCUUUGAAUUGAUUGUUACAAAAUAUCAAAAUCAUUUACCACCAGGCCACCAAAAGGUCAUCCAUCUUUUUCAUCCAAACUGUUUUUCAACAGAGUUGGUAGCAAGAGUAAUCAAACUCGGAUUCCAUGUUCGCCUUUGUGUUGAUAUGUUUGAGCCUGCCAUCCGAGACAACCAAUUGGAGACCUUUAUCGAAUUGGACUAUCCACACCUCCCAUUGACAGUCGACAGCUUUACCAGACUACUCGGUUAUGCAAUUGAAUGUAACAGUCUAUCUUCAAUUGACGUCCUACUCCACCAUCCACGAUUCCAAGAGGUUCAAGAUCGCAUCAUUGACAUUAGUUGUAUCAAACCACAGACUAUACCAACGAUUGAAUAUAUAUUCGACAAGUCCAAUCGAAAUAUACCGAUUAGGUUCCAAUCGAUCGAUAACUCUUAUAACAAAGAUUACACCUCUUCUUAUUCUGUCGAUUACGAGUCGGUUGCCAAGGUCAUUCGUUUGGUUUAUAGACCCAACAUUAUCGGCCGUUGUCAGUUGAUUGCCAUCUUUUUGUUGGCAAAUGAUAUCGAAUGGUUGUUUGACAAUAAUGUCAUUGCAAAGGACUCUGUCAGCACUUUAGUAACGGGUCUCUUUAGCGACUACAUUGCGGGUGGUGCUGCUACAUAUAGAGAUCUAUUCAAAACAGCCUGUCUCAAAGGACAGUACCCAGCUUUGGAUUUUCUUUUUGACAAUUGUCUACCCAUUGUUAAAGACACAUAUUCAUUGGUCAUCUUGGUAGGCCUACUACCAGAUGACCAACAAUUUGAAAGAUAUUGGUCAAGGUUGGGCAUAACAGACACAGCAAUUGUCUCUGAUAUUGUUCAAAGGAUUAUAUUUGCAGUAGAGAUUCAUAGACCAAAAAGAGUAAAGUCUAUCGUUGACAUUUAUGGCACUCUAUAUACUACUAGUAGGACAAAUGGAAUAAAGAUGAGCCCGAUCAAUUAUCCUCCAAUGAAAUACAUUAAUAAUCACCCCAUUGCUCACUAUUCAACUCUAAUGGAGGUGUUUUGCAGUCAAAAAGUACCUUGGAUUAAAAAUUAUUCCAAAGCAGAUGAAUUGAUAAUCUUUCAAAAAGCAAUUAGUUUUGGUUAUAUCCUUCCUAUCCCUUCAUUUUUAGAUAAUAAUAAUAAUGACGACCAAUCUAAUCAAAAUUCUAAAUAUUACCCAUGUUUUUGUUACUCCAUUCAAUGUCCUUGUCCAACAUUUGCAAAUAGUAGUACUACUAGGUUUAAUAAGAUAAUGUCAACAACACAAAGUUGGUUUAAUCAAUACACAGAUGAUGAUAAUGAUGACGAUAAUGACGGAGACGAAGAGGUAGUCCAAGAAGAGAUUACGACGACUCGGGAGACCAACAACAAAAAUAUAACAAUCGAGCAAAUAGGAGAACAUCGUAUCAUUAGAGAUAAUGAUACUGGUAAUAUUACAAUAGAUCUUCAUUCUUUAUCUUCUUCAAACGAUAACAAGAGAAAGGCAAUAGAUCAAGAUCAAGAGGACGACGAGACUAGUACAACAACUACAACUACGAUAACCUCACUACAAUUACAACCACCACCACCACAAGUACAACAACAAAAGAUAGGAGUUGACAAAUGUACAGUUUGUCAAGACAAGAUUUCAAAGUAUAGAUGUCCAGGUUGCUUUAUUUUGUUUUGUUCGAUGAUUUGUCUCGGCAAACAUAAAACAUCGACUGAAUGCACAGGUGUCAGACGUGUCACCCAAUUCAUCCCUCUUGAUCAAAUGACUGAUCGUGAUAUUGUAAAUGAAAAUAUAAACCGUGUACAUGAAUCUGGAAAGAAUCUAAUCGACAGUUCAAUGGUACAAACAAAAUCAGUGUUUCUUCAGAAAGCUGCUUUUAAACGUAUGAUUAAUCUUUACAUUAUGCCAAAACAAAUGUCAAGACAUAAAGAUAAUACUUCAAAUUUUAGACAAAAGGAAAAUUUAAUAUAUUGGAAAAUGGAAUGGAAUUUUGUAAAUGAUUUAUUUAAAAUUGUAAAUGAUAAUGUUUGUGAAACCGAUAGUAUCAAAGAUAUAAUAUUAAAACAUAUCAAUGAUCCAGUGAAUCGAUACGAACUAAAGAAAUAUUUCAAGAAUAAUCCAGAUUCAAAAGACCCCAUUUUAUUGAUGAAAAGAGAACGGUGUACUGCCAAUCAAUACUAUCGUAUCCCACUAGACUCUACACUUUCUAGUUGUCUUCAAUACAAAGAGUUGAUAGAGUUUCCAUCGAUUCUAGUCAUCAACCAACACGAGUUGGUCAACUACCCAAUCGUAGAUGAUCCACAACAAUUGGAAGAAAUUCAAAAAGAACAAAAGGAAAUCAUACAACGUUACAGUAAAGUAAAGUAUGAUCCAAAUCUAGUCAAUACUCAUGAUCAAAUUAAUAGUUUAGCAAAAUCAAAUCCAGUCAAGAAAAAAAAGAAAUUACAACCUUUACCUCCUCUUAAUAAUCCUAGUACUAAUAAUCAAAAUAAUCAAAAUAAUAAUCAAAAUAAUAGUAAUCAAAAACAACAACAAAAUAAAAAACAAUCAACAAAAUCAAAUAAUAAUAAUAAUAAUAAUAAGGCACCAACAAAACAGCCGCCAACCAUUCCAGUCCAAACACAAAUACCUCCACCAUUGGAACCAAUCUCGAAUAUACCAUCGGUGGGAACUGUUCAAGAGAAUAUUAAUAAAGAAGAAGAAGAGGAAGAGAAUAGUUUCUUUACCUUUUAG
Molecule: messenger RNA, 3678 nt
Organism: Cavenderia fasciculata
Lineage: Eukaryota; Evosea; Eumycetozoa; Acytosteliales; Cavenderiaceae
Exons: 7
Coding region: 1-3678 (1225 amino acids)
Biological process (GO): maturation of LSU-rRNA from tricistronic rRNA transcript (SSU-rRNA, 5.8S rRNA, LSU-rRNA); box C/D snoRNP assembly; snoRNA localization
Cellular component (GO): pre-snoRNP complex; nucleus
Source: RefSeq, a predicted model, not a curated record